Molecule: messenger RNA, 2823 nt
Organism: Phyllostomus discolor (pale spear-nosed bat)
Lineage: Eukaryota; Metazoa; Chordata; Mammalia; Chiroptera; Phyllostomidae
Gene: NPRL3
Product: NPR3 like, GATOR1 complex subunit
Exons: 13
Coding region: 424-2133 (569 amino acids)
Biological process (GO): negative regulation of TORC1 signaling; positive regulation of autophagy; cellular response to amino acid starvation
Cellular component (GO): GATOR1 complex
Source: RefSeq, a predicted model, not a curated record
CCGGGGCCUGCGCACUCGGCCGCUCGCGAGCACCGCCGCUCGCGCCCGUGCAAGCUUCCCGGCCUGCGUGCACGCACUCUCUGCUCUUCUGCUUGGCCUGUGGCGCAAAUCUUGCGGGUCGGGUUGGAUGUGCUAGGUGGUGCGCAGGUUUGGUGACUGUGGCGCUGGCUUCCCCUCGGCUUGGCUCUCAGUAGGGGCGUUUCCGUGGCCUCGGUCGCGUCCCUGUCAGGUCCCCUUUCCCCUCCCGCCCCACCACACCGGAGCGCGUCUUCCUUAAGCUCUGCCACUUACCCGGUCCCGGGCUCCUCGGAGCUCUCCAACAUCACACCCCCGUCCAGUCGUCCUCAGGCCCGCCCCAGUCCUCGGCGUGUCUUCCUAAGGCAGCCCUUCACCCCCGGCCCGCUCCCGCGGCCCCACUAUAGGAUGGGGGACAACACCAGCCCUAUCAGCGUGAUCCUGGUGAGCUCGGGGAGCAGGGGCAAUAAACUGCUAUUCAGGUACCCCUUCCAGAGAAGCCAGGAGCACCCGGCGUCUCAGGCAAAUAAGCCCCGUAGCAGAUACGCUGUGAACAACACCAGGGACAAUGCCGAGGAUCAGGAUGGGGACUCCAGGUUCUCAGAUGUCAUCCUGGCAACAAUUUUGGCAACCAAGUCUGAAAUGUGUGGCCAAAAAUUUGAACUGAAGAUUGAUAAUGUGCGUUUUGUUGGGCACCCGACACUCCUGCAGCAUGCACUGGGGCAGGUCUCCAAAACAGACCCAUCCCCGAAGAGGGAAGCUCCCACCAUGAUUCUUUUCAAUGUGGUGUUUGCUCUGAGGGCCAAUGCAGACCCCUCGGUGAUCAACUGCCUGCACAACCUCUCCCGACGGAUUGCCACCGUGCUGCAGCACGAGGAGCGCCGCUGCCAGUACCUCACUCGGGAGGCCAAGCUGAUCCUCGCACUGCAGGAUGAGGUGUCUGCUGUGGCUGAUGCCAGUGAUGGUCCUCAGUCCCCAUUCCAUCACAUCUUGCCCAAGUGCAAGCUGGCCAGGGACCUGAAGGAAGCUUAUGACAGCUUGUGUACGUCUGGCGUGGUGCGGCUGCACAUCAACAGCUGGCUGGAGGUGAGCUUCUGCCUGCCCCACAAGAUCCACUAUGCUGCUGCAAGCCUCAUCCCCCCUGAGGCCAUAGAGCGGAGCCUGAAGGCGAUUCGCCCAUACCAUGCCCUGCUGCUGCUCAGCGAUGAGAAGUCUCUGCUGGGUGAGCUCCCGCUCGACUGCUCCCCGGCCUUGGUGCGAGUGAUCAAGACCACGUCAGCUGUGAAGAACCUGCAGCAGCUGGCCCAGGAUGCCGACCUGGCCUUGCUGCAGGUUUUCCAGCUUGCGGCUCACCUGGUGUACUGGGGCAAGGCCAUCAUCAUCUACCCGCUGUGUGAGAACAAUGUCUACAUGCUUUCCCCCAACGCCAGUGUGUGCCUGUACUCCCCGCUGGCGGAGCAGUUCUCCCACCAGUUCCCGUCUCAUGACCUGCCAUCCGUCCUCGCCAAGUUCUCCUUGCCUGUCUCCUUGUCAGAAUUUAGGAACCCCCUCGCUCCCCCUGUGCAAGAGACCCAGCUCAUUCAGAUGGUGGUGUGGAUGCUGCAGCACAGGCUCCUGGUCCAGCUGCACACCUACGUUUGCCUGAUGGCCUCACCCAGCCAGGACGAGCCCCGCCUGCGGGAGGAGGAGGUCCCCUUCACUGCCAGGGUCGGCGGUCGCAGCCUCAGCACGCCCAAUGCCCUCAGCUUUGGCUCCCCAACCAGCAGCGACGACAUGACGCUCACGAGCCCCAGCAUGGACAACUCCAGCGCAGAGCUGCUCCCCAGUGGGGACUCCCCGCUGAACAAGAGGAUGACAGAGAACCUGCUGGCCAGCCUGUCAGAGCACGAGCGGGCAGCCGUCCUCAGUGUGCCUGCGGCCCAGAACCCCGAGGACCUCCGCAUGUUUGCCAGGCUCCUGCAGUACUUCCGAGGCCGCCACCACCUAGAGGAGAUCAUGUACAACGAGAACACGAGGCGCUCCCAGCUGCUCAUGCUCUUCGACAAGUUCCGCAGCGUGCUGGUGGUGACUACCCAUGAGGACCCGGUCAUCGCCGUCUUCCAGGCGCUGCUCACGUGAGCCUGGGCGGACGCAGAGGCAGACUGCUGCAGCCGGUGGGGGCGUGUCACUCAUCUAGUCCUCAAAACUGGCCCAGUGUCUGAGCUGAGGAAGUGAGGCUCUGAGCGGAGGAGGCGUUCAGGACUCAUGCUGAGUGAGGCCCGCGUGCUUCCCACACAGAUUUGGGUCACAUGUUUCUUUGACCUUCCAGUCCAGCCUGUGUUCCUCGGCUCCUCCACUGCUGCCCUUCCAAGCCUGAGGGUCACGUGCCUGGCCCAUCCUGUGUGGCCCGGCACUGUCCCAUUCCUCCUAGCCCAUGGGCAUUUCCUGGCCUGGCCCUCACCACAGCCCUGUGUAGCCACCAGGAAGCUCAUGGCCAAGCCACCCCCACACCCUUUGCCACGUGAGGCACGAGGGCCCGGGCUGAUCCACACUGCUUCCUUGGCCCCGGGGUGCAGCAGAGGGGAGUGCAGGGGCCCACAACAGGCCGGAGGAAGGGCGUGUCUGCACUGGGCCAGGCUCUCUACCCUGCGGCAGGGCACUCGCAGGGCCCCGCCAUCCCCAUCCUGGAGGAAGCUGAUCGUUAUGGGGCAGUGGGGGGGGGGCCCUCUGGUCAAGACACAAGCAACACGUUUUCUAGAAAUGAAGUGUUUAUUUGGGUUUUAAACAAUUAAAAGGCUUGUUCUGAGCAGGCUCUUGCUCAGACCUGUG